AGUUAAGGACAAUGGUUUUUGUUUUCUUUCUCUCUACUUUCUCUCGCUAGAGAGUGGAUACCCACAGUCCUUAUUAGUCGCUACUCUUUCUCUCUCUCUCUCUGCUCGACGACCACUUAACAUUCACCCGUUUCCGUCUAUUAUCCGGCGCACCCCCACCCAACUCUGGAUAUUCUUGUCUGCUUUCCGGCGCCUGUUUGCAAACGCUGUCCCCCGAUUGAUGACAGCAAGCCCCCUGAUCUGGAAGUUGAAGAGAAGAAGACGAAGGAUCGGAGAAGGGUAGAAUCGUAACUUUCCCUCUCAAGAUUGUUCGAGACGGCGUCCAUGGAGGUCUUUGUUGGACCCACCUUCGGUAUCGAUGUCUCUUCACCGCCAGCCUACGUGAUGGAUCCGGCACAGGACAAGCACCCGGUCGCCUCCUGCUUGUUCCUCAAGGAGGACGGAGCUGGUUCAGAGAUCUGCGUCCCGAACAAGCCUCAGCCUGCGGAUGAGUCAUCCGAUUGCUCCUCGUCGAUCGGAGCUCCUGAGGACAGCGACGAAGAUGGCGUGUCAUCUCAAGGCGACGCCGACGAAGUCCAGAGCAAGUUUCGAGGCGGAUCGUUCAGUACUUUGGACUCGAUUGAAGAGGCUCUUCCGAUCAAGAGUGGAUUAUCAAACCACUUUUCUGGAAAAUCAAAGUCGUUUACAAAUUUAGCAGAGGUGAGCGUAGUGACGGAUCUUAAGAAGAAAGAGAACCCAUUAAACAAGAGGAGGAGGUUAUUAAUUGCAUCAAAGUGGUCAAGGAAGUCAUUCUACAGUUGGGCUAACCCAAAAUCUAUGCCUCUUUUGACUCUGAACGAAGAUGAAGAACAUCAGUUCCAAGGACAAUCAUCCAUGGAGGACAAGGAUAAAGAACAUGAUAGUCAUGAUGAAUAUGACGACGAAGCGUGUGGAUUUCGCCAUGGAAGGUUAUCAAAGCUUCAUGACAGAAGACUUAAUAGUUUCAAGAUAAGGAGUUGUUUCUCACUUGCAGAUCUGCAAGAACACAAAGAAUCAUAAUUAUAAUUAUAAAAUGCCUUCUUUUUUUAAUUUGUUUUUUAAUAUGAUGGAUUGUGUAUUUGCUAUACCCACUCCCCCAAACAAAAAUAAAUAAAUAAUGAUGAUGAUAUA
Molecule: messenger RNA, 1149 nt
Organism: Humulus lupulus (European hop)
Lineage: Eukaryota; Viridiplantae; Streptophyta; Magnoliopsida; Rosales; Cannabaceae
Product: protein OXIDATIVE STRESS 3 LIKE 4-like
Exons: 2
Coding region: 325-1038 (237 amino acids)
Source: RefSeq, a predicted model, not a curated record